GACGUAAGCAAUUUCCGACCUGACUGCACUCACUUACGGCAGUGUCAUGGCGGCGCACGCAGUUUCUUUUGAGAGUUCAAGCACCAUUGCUGAUCGGAAGGACAGUAAACGACAGGCACGACAAGAAGCGCUUGAUCGGGCCAAGCAACAAUAUGAGAGAGAGGAGAGGAGGAAGGAGCUGAAGAGGCAGAGAGGGGAAGACACUUGGAUGCUCCCUGAGGUCACAGACAGAUUGAAGGAACUAGAGGACGAAAUUUCUGUUAAAACCAAAAAGAAGAAAGAGAAGAAAUCUAAAAAGAAGAAAGAGAAGAAAAAGAAGGCCAAGAAGGAAAAGAAGGGGACAGAAGCAUCAGAUGGCUCAAGUGACAGCUCAAAUGACUCAGCUGAAGAGUGGGUUGAAGCUGAGCCUCAGUCACAGCCUGCUAAAGCCUGGAAGGUUUCAGAGAAGUCCAAGUCUCCAGAGAACAAUGGCGACUCAACUCAAAAUGUCCAACGAGAUGAAUGGAUGACUUUUGACUUUUUGGCCAUGAAAACAACUUCCGUAGCAGAAAAGAGAGCUGAGAAAGACCGACAGAAAGAGGAGGAGUGGGCCAAAGCUCAGGCCAUUGAACAAGAUGGCUUGCUCAAAUUAGAACUUAACCCGUACUGGAAGGAUGGUGGAACUGGUCUCCCCCCAGAGGAGGUGACUGGUACUGCUGCAAAAAAAGGUGGUUCGGUGGUGAAUGAUGGCGGUCUAAGCUGGCUGAGGAAGAAUUACCAGAGGAUGAAGGAGCAGGCAGAAAGAGAGCAGCGCAGCCUGGAUGAUGUGGUGGCAGACAGAUACGGAUCAAUGAAGGUAUUCCAGCAGCGACUUGCUGAAGCAGAAAAAGCUGCUUAUGGACAUAAAAGCAGAAGAGAAGGGGAUAAUAUGUUGAUAGGCAGACGGUUGGAAGGAAAGGAGAGCACCGAGAGGUGGCGGAAAAAAGGAGACGAGAUGGAGAGAGAUCAGUGGAGGAGAUAUGAAAGAGACGCAUCACCUUCGUCCCAAGAGAGAUAUUCUGACAGGAGAAGCCAUCGAGAACGAGAAAGAAAUGGAGAUAGUGAAAGAAACUCAAACAAGGACAAAGACAGAUAUAGGGACCGGUGGAGAGAGAAGGAAAGAGAUGACGAAAGAGAGAGACACAGAGAAGGAGAGAGGCCCAGUCUUACAUCCUCAUUUGAGAAAAAAUGGAGUAAACGCUCUUCCUCUCUUGGGUCACUGAAAGGCUGUUUUCUUAAGCCCACAGAUGAAUAUGACAGCAAAGCUCCCGAGCGUCCUCCUCCUAGAGCUUCUUCAUCAUCUAUGGGGUUCUUGAAACCCACAUCUGAUGAUGAAGAUUCUGGUCCCCGAACAACAAGUACUGUGGGCUGGAAGAAGAGUGGCGGUCUUUCCCAUGAGCCCGAUAAGGAAGUGCAAGAUGCCGCAAAAGUAACCCCUGCUCCUUGUGAUGAUGUAGCUGCUGCAACGGCAAAAUCCAAUGAGAGCGACAGUGAUGCAGAGGAGGAAGAGAUCCCACUUCUCUCUGAGGAAGAGAUGAACAAAUUGGGCGCCAAAAUGGUGAAGGCUGAAAUUAUGGGUAACAAAGCCAUGGUUGAGAAGCUUAAGGCCCAGUUGGAUGCAGCUCAGAAAGCCAAAGAGAGCCACGCUGCACGGAAGAAACUUCACGAAACAGCAAAAUCAAACCAGGUGGCAGGCUGCUCUACUGAAGAACAAGAGGUCCUAUUAUUCAGAACUGAUCAGGCCGGUCAGGCCUGGCCCCUCAACCCCCUGUCUGGACCUCAGGAGCCCCACGGAGGACGUCGGAAGAAAAAGGCGAUUGAGACUCAUGUUGAUGGGCAGCGGGUGAGGUACUUCCAGGAUGAUGACAGUGUGGGUCUGAAGGAGAUGGUCAGGAGGGAGAAGAUGGGCUCAGCGCAAGAUCAGAAUGCCCUCUACUCUCGAAUGGCUGCCAAGAUGAUGGGAAAGACAGACGGUGACAACUACACCCUGGAUGACAUGUUUGUGUCAAGUGCGGCGCAAAAAGAGGGUGAGGGGAAGGAGGAGGAGAGGCUGAGGAAGCGUGCCACUGAAGAGAGUCGGAGGCUGGCGACCUCCAUGGAGAAAUGCCGACACUGUUUCAGCAGCCAGGAGCUCCAAAAGCACCUCAUAGUGGCCAUAGGGAGCAAGGUAUACCUAAGUCUACCUGCAGGAGUGUCCCUGACAAAUGGCCACUGUCUAGUCUGUCCCCUCCAGCAUCACUGCUCCGCCACCACCUUGGAUGAGGAAGUCUGGGCAGAGAUACAGCUGUUCCGACGCAGCUUGGUGCGUAUGUUUGAGUCCCAGGACCUGGACUGUGUGUUCAUGGAAACGCAUAUGAACCCACGCAAGAGACAGCACAUGGUCUUGGAGUGUAUCCCACUUCCCCGGGAGCUGGGUGAUAUGGCACCUAUAUACUUUAAGAAAGCGAUCAUGGAGUCUGAUGAGGAAUGGGCCAUGAACAAGAAGGUUGUUGACCUUUCUUUGAAAGACGUCCGCAAAUCUGUUCCCCGAGGGCUGCCCUACUUUGCUGUAGACUUUGGACUCCAGGGAGGGUUUGCUCAUGUAAUUGAAAAUGAACAGAAGUUCCCACAUUACUUCGGCAAGGAAGUCGUUGGAGGUAUGAUGGACUUGGAGCCGAGGCUUUGGAGGAAGUUGAUACGUGAAAACUUCGAUGACCAGAGGAAGAAAGUCCUGCAGUUUGCCCAAUGGUGGAAACAGUACGAUUGUACCAAGAGUGAGGUCUAGCAGCACAUAUUUAAACAACAUUCCUCAACUUUCUCAGUCGUUUUUGCCACCUCUCCCAGAUUCUUUGGAAUGUAUUGCAGUCAUAAAAUUCCACGUGAAUGAUUAUUUGCUAAAAGCAAUAAGGUUCAUCGAUGUGGAUGUUAAAUAUCUUGUAGUGUAUUCAAUUAAAUAUAGGCCGAACAUAA
Messenger RNA from Hippocampus zosterae (dwarf seahorse), 2967 nucleotides. It is a transcript of the gene cwf19l2, whose product is annotated as CWF19 like cell cycle control factor 2. Gene Ontology annotation, cellular component: post-mRNA release spliceosomal complex. The record is from RefSeq and is a predicted model, not a curated record. The transcript is spliced from 19 exons. NCBI's taxonomy places the organism in Eukaryota, Metazoa, Chordata, Actinopteri, Syngnathiformes, Syngnathidae. Gene Ontology annotation, biological process: mRNA splicing, via spliceosome. The coding region runs from base 47 to 2782 and encodes 911 amino acids.